ACUAAUAGUUAAACAAAUAAAUUAUUGAACUGCAAACGAUUCUCUAUCGAUAUGGAGUGAAACUAUUGAGAAAUAUCAAGUUUUACAAUUAUCCGUCGGCCAAACUCAUUUUGCAUUUGUAAUUAUUUAUUUUGCAAUAAAUGAAAUCUAACCAAACAUUUCAAGCUCAGUAAAAUCAGGUACGAACCUAGGGCAAACGAUAGAAUUAUUUCAUUUUGUGAAAAGCAAUCGCCUGUCGGUUGUCUACAGACGAUUAUGAUAAGUUAUCACCAAUAUGAUCAGCUGAUCUGCUUCUAAGACGUAUUUGAGUUUAUUUUUACCCUUUGCCAUCGAUCGUUGGACGAUGAUCUCCAAUAAAAUCGUUAUUACUCCUGAUUAUUGAAUAAAAGCUCCCAAGUCAUGGCGACGAUGUCAUCAGCUACAGUGAUCUCCCCCAAAAGGUACUCAAUGUCAAACAGUGCUCGUCAGGGCAGUGUGUACGAUCUCGACAUAGACAUGUUCCUCAAGAUCUCCAACUACGAGGACACAGUGAGACAGUUGGACGUCUACUACGGCAUUGUAAAACGCCAAUUACUGAAUCACCAAAGCAGCAUCAAUGGCCUAUUCCCAGAGGUUUCAACUCACAAGAAAGUGGGAAGUGUCAAAGACAGCAUCUACUGUGCAUCAGCUAUCUGGAGUCUCUAUCAGGCAUACAGAAGAAUCGAUGACGACAGGGGAAAAUCCCACGAACUCGGCCAAUCAGCUGUGAAAUGCAUGAGAGGAAUAUUGGAGUGUUGGAUCAGACAGUCUGACAGAAUCGAGCAGUUCAAGCUGAAUCAGUGCAAUCGUUUCUCACUUCACUGUAAAUUCGAUCUCAACACUGGUGAUGAAAUAUUUGAGGACACUGACUACUUCCAUCUGCAGAUCGACGUUGUCUCUCUGUAUUUGAUAUUCUUAGUGCAGAUGAUAUCCUCUGGUCUUCAGAUAAUUUACACUCAGGAUGAGGUGGCAUUCGUGCAGAAUUUGGUUUACUACGUGGAGAGGGCUUACAGGACUCCAGAUUUUGGAAUGUGGGAGAGAGGAAGCAGAUAUAACGAUGGAACUCCAGAAAUUCACGCGAGCUCCAUAGGAAUGGCCAAGAGUGCCCUUGAGGCGAUAAAUGGCUGCAAUUUAUUCGGUGAGAAAGGCGCAUCUUGGUCAGUCAUCUACGUGGACAUCGACGCUCACAAUAGAAACAGAAGUAUUUUUGAGACAAUGUUACCUAGGGAAUCGUCAUCGAAGAGUGUAGACUCAGCUCUGCUGCCGACCAUCUCCUUCCCAGCUUUCGCCACUCACGAGGAGUAUUUGUAUAACGAAACGAAGUCGAAUGUAGUGAGAAAGUUGAAGGGAUCUUAUGGAUUUAAACGCUUCGGAAGAGACGGAUAUAAAACAGUCCUGGAGGAUCCGGAGAGAAGAUUUUAUAAAACUGGAGAAAUCAGGGAUUUUGAUAAAAUCGAGUGCGAAUGGCCCUUGUUUUAUAUUUUCAUGAUCAUCGAUGGGGUCUUCAAGUCGAUUCCUGAACAGGUGGAGGAGUAUCAGAAUUUGCUCAAGCCGAGGAUUCAUAAGGAUGCCAAUGGUGAUCCUGUUAUUCCGAUGUACUAUUAUGUGCCUGAGAAGAAUAUUGAGGCUGAGAGGAGUGAGCCAUCCAGCUCGUUUAAGUUGGCAAGUGUCGUGGGAAGUGGAAGUCGAGCUACUGGAGAAGACGAGGGGAAUGGAAUGUACCUGUGGAAUCAGUCUAUGUUUGUUAUUGCACAGCUGUUGACUGCUGGGCUGCUACAUAUCAACGAGUUGGACCCUAUUCGGAGGUAUUUGCCGUCUUAUAAUCGGCCCAGGAGAGCGGGCAGGUAUUCGGCUUUUCAGGCUAAGCCAACGAUUGGAACUCACUCAGACCUAGUGGUCCAGAUAGUUCUUAUAGCCGAAUCAAUGAGACUCCAAGCAAUGAUGGCAACAUACGGAAUUCAAACCCAAACUCCCCACGAAGUCGAGCCAGUGCAGAUCCUCUCGUCAGUUCAGUUAGUAAAAGUCUACAAAAAAUUGGGGAUAAAUCGAAAGUUGAAGCUCCAAGGUAGACCAGCACGUCCAAUAGGCUCCCUAGGCACUAGCAAAGUCUACAGAGUCUGCGGAAUGACAGUCCUCUGCUAUCCCCUGAUCUUCGAGGUCUCCCAGUUUUAUCUCUACCGAGACAUGGCUCUCCUGAUUGACGACAUAAAAACAGAGUUGAAAUUCGUUGGUAAAUAUUGGAGACUGUCAGGACGGCCGACAGUCUGCCUUCUGAUUCGCGAAGAACACAUGAGGGAUCCGCAGUUCAAGGAGAUGCUGGACCUCUUCGCAAUGCUGAAGAAGGGCUACUGUGAUGGGACAAAAGUUAGAAUCGGUCGUCUUCAGAAUCUCAUAUCGUCCUCCUGUAUUGAACACUUGGACUUUGUGAGCUCAAUGGAGACAGAUCUGGAGCUAUCACAAUUUAAGCAAUUGAAGCACGAUUACAUCGGAUACCAGAGCCUCACGGACGUUCCCAGGUCUCUGUCCUACGCAGAAGAGCUAAUUGACUGCUCGAAAUUUAGCAAUGAAUCCACUCCCAAUAUUCUCAACGAGGUACGAAGCACGUCAGGGCUGUAUGCCAAGUGUCAACUUUAUGGGAUCCUGUUGAAGAGGGAAGGGAUGAAGUAUGAGAUUGGUGGGAUGACAGUUGGAGAUCAUUUGAGAGCACUCUACCAGCAGGCUGGUAGUCUGAGGUACUGGAUGGCAGUGAGGUACUGCAGCAGUUUAUUGAAUCAUACUGUCGACAGCAUAAGUCCCUUCAUCACUGGUGUUCUCGUCAAAGGAAAACAAAUCACGGUGGGUGUCAUUGGACAGCAGGAGACCGUCUUUGAUAAACCAAUGACUCCAUCUGAAAUUCAAUCAGUCAUGUAUUCAACUAUUCAGCCCCACAAUGUUGUACAAGCUGUUCUCCAGCAGGAGAUUCUUCUGUACUGUGGAAGAUUGAUAGGCACAAAUCCUGACAUGUUCAAGGGAAUUCUGAAGAUCAGAAUUGGGUGGGUAUUGGAGGCCAUCAGACUGUACUUGGAGCUAUUUGUGAAGAAUCCUAAGCCCAUUGAGAACUACAGUCCCUAUGAAAUCAGGAGAAUUUUGAUCAAAGUGCUGACUGUCAAGGAUUGGGCCUCCAGAGAACAUCUGACUGUCAUCAGUAGAAGGAAAAUUGAGGGUAGUCUCUGCAGAGUUCCUCCUCAUUUUUAUAAUCAAGUCUGGGAAGUCCUGAUCAGAUGUCCAGGGGGCAUCAAGGUCAAUGGGAAAGAGCUACCUCAGCAACCCACUUUGUCUAAUAUGACAAGAUCUGAACUGACUUUUGCGCUCUUGGUCGAGUCGAUACUCCAUCAUAUUCACCUACCUGAGUAUCGGCAGAUUGUUGUUGAGCUACUGAACAUUGUGUCGGUUAUUUUAAUGAGAAAUCCGGAGCUUAUGUUCCAGAGAGAGUUGGAUCUCAACGUACUGGUAGAGGACGCUUUCACGAUGUAUUGUAAAGAUCACAAUAUUGAGAGGAGUUCUGACAUGUCCUCAUUCUUUGCGGCUCAUUACUCAGUGACCACUGGGUAUCUUGCCAGGGCGGUUGUUAAUAAUGUUCUCACUGGGGGAUCCAUGGUAACACCCAUUGAUUUUGACUCGCCUCAGGAGACCUCGGAGACAUGCAAUGUCAGUUAAUAAAUUUUAGUGACGAUUGUGUAGAUAAUUUUAAUUAAUUCAUUUGGUAUAGAAAAAUCUUGUGCAACUUGAAAAUUUAUUCUCUUGUGUAUUUUAAACGGUUUCUGCACUCGACUGGAAUAUUCUGUGCCAUAUAUGUAAAAUACAAUACUCUUUAUUUUUGGACGGUUUCAAUGGGUAUUGAUAAUUACUUGUAAAUUGCUGUGAAUUUGAAAUUAUCGUUUUUAUUGGAAAGUAUUAAAGUAUUUAAAGUUAUGGAUUAGAGAA
Molecule: messenger RNA, 3981 nt
Organism: Diachasmimorpha longicaudata
Lineage: Eukaryota; Metazoa; Arthropoda; Insecta; Hymenoptera; Braconidae
Product: probable phosphorylase b kinase regulatory subunit beta
Exons: 6
Coding region: 400-3714 (1104 amino acids)
Biological process (GO): glycogen metabolic process
Cellular component (GO): phosphorylase kinase complex
Molecular function (GO): calmodulin binding
Source: RefSeq, a predicted model, not a curated record